This is a messenger RNA of Penaeus chinensis, 399 nucleotides long. RefSeq names its product glycine-rich cell wall structural protein-like. The coding region runs from base 1 to 399 and encodes 132 amino acids. The record is from RefSeq and is a predicted model, not a curated record. The transcript has 3 exons. Lineage: Eukaryota; Metazoa; Arthropoda; Malacostraca; Decapoda; Penaeidae.
AUGACCCAGAUGACUAAUACUAAACCAGCUAUACCACACAACCCACCAAAAGGAGACUCCAUAAGAGUAAAACGCAAAUUUACUGGCAUUAGAAAGGAAACAAUGGUUUUGUCAGAUAUCUUCAGGGGACUAACCGGCCACUUAUCGAUAGUUCUGGCCCUGUUUGUGGCCCUAGCAAGCUUGGUGACCCUGACCAGUGCCAUGCCUGAGGCUAUCCCUAACCCCGUGGCUGACCCCGAUCCCUUCAAAUACAAAGGCGGCGGUGGAUUCUACGGAGGAGGAUUCCGAGGGGGAUAUGGAGGCUACAGGGGGCAUGGCUACGGAGGUUUCAAGCGGGGCUACGGAGGCUACGGAGGCUACGGAGGCUACGGAGGUUUCGGGAAGAAGCAUUUCGGGUAA